AUGUAUAAAGAGUUCCGUGUCAACCUUAGCCACGCGCAGACCUUAAAGGUUUUGCAUGGAAAACCUGUUCGAUUAACGCAUGCACAGCUUAAUGCUGGUCAUGCUCCAGAUUUUGGUCCCGAGACUUACAAGAAGCUUGUCAAAGCGUAUGAAUCUGGUAAAGGAACGACUUUACGUAUGACACACGGCGACGUUUUGCGUACGCAUCAAUCUGGACUUGAUGGUAGCGGCUUUUGGGGCGAUUUAUGGGAUGGAAUCAAAGAAGCUGGAAAAUCAGUUUGGGGAUUUUUGAAGAAUAACUGGAAGCCAAUUGCUGGCUCUGUAAUGGAUACUGUUGCUGAUCUUACUGGUCCCGAGACUGGUGGGUUUAGUCAUGAAAUUCGUAAGGAGUGA
Molecule: messenger RNA, 393 nt
Organism: Phytophthora nicotianae INRA-310
Lineage: Eukaryota; Oomycota; Peronosporomycetes; Peronosporales; Peronosporaceae
Exons: 1
Coding region: 1-393 (130 amino acids)
Source: RefSeq, a predicted model, not a curated record